Messenger RNA from Procambarus clarkii (red swamp crayfish), 882 nucleotides. The record is from RefSeq and is a predicted model, not a curated record. NCBI's taxonomy places the organism in Eukaryota, Metazoa, Arthropoda, Malacostraca, Decapoda, Cambaridae.
AUGUGCCCAAGCAUGCCCACAAAGGAACCCAAUGUGCGGGAACAUGGCUCCCUCCCAAAGAUAGUAUCAAUCAACGCCCCCACACCAGGAGUUAGGGAAAACACCUCCAACGGUUUCAUUCCGACAGAGAACUUACUAAAGGCUAUCAAAGCAACAUCGGUUAGAACCUUGCAGCACAUUUCCAUAGCUGCCCGCUCCCAAGCAGCAGGCAAACUAUCCACCCUGCUGAAAAAGCCCGAGAACAUCCCACCUCUUCCACAACCCGAGAACAUCCUGCCUCUUCCACAGCCCGAGAACAUCCCACCUCUUCCACAACCCGAGAACAUCCCGCCUCUUCCACAACCCGAGAACAUCCCACCUCUUCCACAACCCGAGAACAUCCUGCCUCUUCCACAGCCCGAGAACAUCCCGCCUCUUCCACAACCCGAGAACAUCUCACCUCUUCCACAACCCGAGAACAUCCUGCCUCUUCCACAGCCCGAGAACAUCCUGCCUCUUCCACAAGCCGAGAACAUCUCACCUCUUCCACAACCCGAGAACAUCCUGCCUCUUCCACAGCCCGAGAACAUCCUGCCUCUUCCACAGCCCGAGAACAUCCCGCCUCUUCCACAACCCGAGAACAUCUCACCUCUUCCACAACCCGAGAACAUCCCGCCUCUUCCACAGCCCGAGAACAUCCUGCCUCUUCCACAACCCGAGAACAUCCCGCCUCUUCCACAACCCGAGAACAUCCCGCCUCUUCCACAACCCGAGAACAUCCUGCCUCUUCCACAACCCGAGAACAUCCCGCCUCUUCCACAACCCGAGAACAUCCUGCCUCUUCCACAGCCCGAGAACAUCCCGCCUCUUCCACAACCCGAGAACAUCCUGCCUCUUCCAUAA